AUGACGAAAGCUGUCACAAAUAAAAAUGACAACUCGGAAGAAGACAAAUUAGAUAUUAUUUGUGAUAAUUGCAAUGAAUAUUUUCUAUCUGGUAAUGAUUUACAAAAACAUUUACGAGCAAAAUGCUACUCUGAUGAAAUUCGUCAAAAAAUAUUCGAUUUAACAAAACAUAUAGGAAAUGAAAAAAACCGUUCGAAAAUUGAAGAUAUAUUAUGGCAUAAUAAAAUUCUAUUCGAUCCUACACCAUCCAUUAUUAACAUUCCACCACAAUCAGCAAUCAAGACAGGUGAUCAUCCACCUAUUUACUCAAAACAAUAUUCGUCUUCUUUCAAAGAUCAAGAUAUUAAAUUGCAAGAAACACAAAAAUUAUUAGAACGUGGUCAAAUUGAAGAAUCAACUUCUCCAUGGUCAUCACCUAUUGUUAUUUUUAAGAAAAAAGACAAAACAAUGCGAUUUUGCAUUGAUUAUCGACGAUUAAAUACUAUUACAAUUAAAGAUGCAUUUCCAUUACCCCGUAUUGAUGAAAUUUUUGAUCAAUUAUCCGAUGCAAUGUAUUACACAAAAUUUGAUUUUAAAUCUGGUUAUUUCCAGGUACCUCUAUCUAAAGAGGACCGACCUAAAACUGCAUUUUCAACUCGUGACAACCAUUAUCAAUUUACUGUAUUACCUCAAGGAAUUACAAAUGGACCAGCAACAUUUCAACGUGUAAUAAAUCAUAUAUUAGGGCCUGCGAGAUGGAAAUAUGCAUUAGCAUAUAUCGAUGAUGUAAUUAUUUUUUCGAAAACAUUUGAAGAACAUUUAAUACACCUUAAUGAUAUUUGUACAAUAUUAAAAAAUGCUCGAUUUCGUCUGAAUCCAGACAAAUGUGAAAUUGCUCAAACUGAAACAGAUUAUCUUGGACAUAAUAUAAAGAAUGGUGAAAUUCGUCCAAGUUCUCAUAAUAUUAAUGGUUUAUUGAAUACAAGAUUACCACAAACUGCAGAUGAAGCUUGUAAAUUUGUUAAAGCAGCUGAAUAUUAUCGCAAAUUUAUUCCCAAUUUUUCUCAAAUCGCUGAACCACUUAGGAAAUUUGUUCCAACUACAAGAACUCAACAAAAGAAAGGACAAAAAACAAUGAUUACAUUAACACAGGAUGAACUUAAAGCAUUCGAACAACUUAAACAUUUUCUUACAACUGACUUAGUGUUACGAUUACCGAACAAUAGAUUCCCUUUCAAGGUUCAAACAGAUGCUUCGGAUGAGGGAAUCGGUGCAGUAUUAUUACAAAUAUAUCCAGAUGGUGAUAGACCAAUUGCAUAUCUUUCGAAGAAAUUUACACAAGCACAACGCAAAUGGUCUCCAAUGGAACAAGAAUGUUACGCAUUUGUAUGUGCAUUAGAUAAAUGGCAUAAUUAUUUAAGUGGAAUUCAAUUUACUUGGGAAACUGAUCACAAAGCAUUAACACAAUUAAACCAAAAAGCUCAAAUUAACAAACGAUGCGAGAGAUGGAGAUUAAAAAUUUUAGAAUAUGAUUUCAAGGUGAAAUACAUUCCAGGCUUAACAAAUUCUAUGCCCGAUUAUUUAUCAAGAUCUCCUGUUGAAGAUGCUGAAGAAGAUCCUGAUGAAACCACACACCUUCAUUCCAAAUCAACAGAAACUGAUAUUUUAUAUGAUAACCAACAUUCAUCCAUCAUCGCAGCUGUUGAAACUCGUGCUAUGAAAUUACGAAAUAACAAUUUAAAUGAACUUUCAAAUACAACAAAAUUAACAUCAGAUUCUCUACAUAAUUCUAUUCAAGAGAAUCGCACCACUCCAUUUUCAAUUGAAGAAUUAAUUCAAGCUCAACAAAAUGAUGCUUAUGCAAAAAAUAUUUUUAAUAAUAUCAAGAAAUACAAACAUUAUAUUAUAAAAGACAGUAUCUUAAUGCGUCGAUCUAAAACUCCAGUUCCAUAUGUACCACAAGGUGAUUUUCGACGGACAAUUUUACAAAUAUAUCAUGAUACAGCAGCCAAUGGUGCUCACUUUGGAAGAAAUAAAACAAUACAUAAAAUUAAACAACGUUAUUUUUGGCCAUCAAUGUACAAGGAUAUUAAUAAUUAUAUCAAAUCAUGUAUCCCAUGUGCACAAUUUAAUCCUCGUCGACAAAAAACUCCUGGUACUUUACAACCAAUACAACCACCUGAUGGAGUAUGGCAAUUAGUAGCUAUGGAUUUUCAUGGACCUAUUACACCAAUAUCUCAACGCGGCAAUAAAUAUAUCAUAUCUCUUACCGAUGUUUUAUCCAAAUUCGUUGUUACCAAAGCUGUACGUGAUAAUACAGCUCAAACAGCUGUUAGAUUUCUUAAAGAAGACGUUAUCACAAAAUUUGGAACACCUCGAUGUCUUCUUACUGACAAUGGAACACAUUUUACAUCAAUAUUAAUGAAUGAAUUAUGUAAACAAAUUGGUAUCACACACUUGUAUUCAACACCAUACCAUCCUCAAACUAAUGGUCAAGUUGAAAGAUAUAAUUCAACUAUGGACGCAAAAAUUGCAGCAUUAUCAAAUUUUAAGAAAACUGAUUGGGAUGAUCAAUUACCAUUUGUUACAUUUAAUUAUAAUGCUACAAUUCAUUCAACUACAAAACAAAUACCAUUCCAAAUGAUGUACGGACGAUUACCAACAUUACCCUUCGAUUAUCAAGCCGAUAACGUCACAUUAUCAUAUGAUGCUGAACAUACCGUCAAACUCAAAAAUUUUUUGUCAAAAUUAAAUGAACAAGCCAAAUUAAAUAUUCUAAGGAAUCAAGCUCGAUACAAACAACAUUAUGAUAUUCAUCGUUCUGAUCCCUCAUAUAAUAUUGGCGAUUUAGUUCUUGUUAAAACACUCAACACCCGUCACAAAUUCGAUAUUCGUUAUGAAGGAGCAUUUAGAAUUAUCAAACAAUUGACACGAAAAACAUUCAUUCUUCAACACGUCAAGAAACCAACUUUACAUCGUCAAGUUACAUCAGACGUGUUAUUACCAAUAUUUGAACGUAUUUAUUAG
Molecule: messenger RNA, 3006 nt
Organism: Rotaria sp. Silwood1
Lineage: Eukaryota; Metazoa; Rotifera; Eurotatoria; Philodinida; Philodinidae
Source: the annotation of a GenBank genome assembly